AUGAAUAUUUUCAAUUUUGAAGUACCUGACCUAGAGCCGCAUGAAAUAACACUUCCUGACGAUAACUCACCAUGGAAUGAUUAUGAAUUGAAUUAUAAGCACAAUAUGAUGGAAAAAUAUAUUCAUUAUUCAAUAGCUGAUUUAUCUUCAGUUAGGAUAACAGGAAGAAGAUUUUCAAGUGAAGUUGAAACAAAAUCAAUCAUUGAAAAAGUGGUGAAAGCUGUGACCAACAAUCAAGAGGGACAAAACCAAAGCCAAAGAACCUUAUUCUUCACUGGAUAUGAAGAUUCAUUCAUUCAACUUCCAUUGAGAUACUAUAGAAUUGACUAUAGACCAGUCAUGAAAUUGAUUAAAAAGUGA
Molecule: messenger RNA, 360 nt
Organism: Hansenula ciferrii
Lineage: Eukaryota; Fungi; Ascomycota; Saccharomycetes; Phaffomycetales; Wickerhamomycetaceae
Exons: 1
Coding region: 1-360 (119 amino acids)
Source: RefSeq, a predicted model, not a curated record